Molecule: messenger RNA, 716 nt
Organism: Manihot esculenta (cassava)
Lineage: Eukaryota; Viridiplantae; Streptophyta; Magnoliopsida; Malpighiales; Euphorbiaceae
Product: NADH dehydrogenase [ubiquinone] 1 beta subcomplex subunit 8, mitochondrial
Exons: 4
Coding region: 184-561 (125 amino acids)
Source: RefSeq, a predicted model, not a curated record
GGGCUAGAGUUAUUUUCUGAUCCAUGUGAUUGUAGUCGUCCAGACUCCAGAUCGCACCAGCUAACAUCCAGGUUAAUAGAGCUCGAGAGCUGAAUUCCGGCAGUCGGUCACCAGCGAUAAAGGAGUAACUGGCUAGAGAGAAAUAGUGGAAUAUUUGAGGAAAACCCAAGAAACAGAAAGAAAAUGGCAGGGAGAUUGUGCAACGUGGCAUCACGGAUCAUGGGAGGAAACGGUGUCGUUAGCCGCUCCGUCGCCUCUUCUCUUCGUCUUCGCUCUGGCAUGGGUCUACCCGUCGGCAAACACAUCGUCCCUGAAAAACCUCUUCCAGUAAAUGAUGAACUGGUUUGGGACAACGGGACUCCGUUUCCUGAGCCUUGUAUUGAUCGCAUUGCCGAUACGGUUGGAAAGUAUGAGGCUUUGGCUUGGCUGUGUGGAGGUUUGGGCUUUUUCGCUUCACUGGGACUGUUAGCAGUGUGGAAUGAUAAAGCUUCUAAGAUACCAUAUACACCGAAAGUAUAUCCAUAUGACAACUUGCGGGUGGAGCUUGGCGGAGAACCUUAGUUAAUCUGUGCAAAGGAAUUGUAUGGUUGCUGUUUCACAUACAUGUUUCGUUUUUGUUCAUCUGUUGCUUGUGGAAUUGCAAACAGUUAAGAAAAAUAAUGGUUGUAGUUGACAUUACCUCAUGAAUCUAACAGUUUUAUAUGGUUUUGUUUAAA